AUGUUGUUAGUGUCAGGUUCAUCUUCCAUUCUUCACUUUCUUCCCGGUUCCGAUCCUCCUUACAAGUUUCUCGAAGAACACCCUUAUCUUAAACUCCUCGCAAAAUGCAAAAACAUCAACACCUUCAAACAAAUUCACUCACUUGUCAUCAAAACCGGUCUCAACAACACUGUUUUCGUUCAAACCAAACUCAUCCAAUUCUGUGCCAUUUCACCUUCCUGCGACCUCUCCUACGCUCUCUCCCUCUUCGUAGAAAACGAACCACAGCAUAAAUACAACCACUUCGUUUGGAACUCUCUCAUUCGCGGUCAUUCUUUGAGCCCUUCUCCCAUUUCCUCUUUACACCUUUUUACUCGCAUGAUUAACUAUGGCCUUCAACCAAAUUCUCAUACUUUCCCUUUCCUAUUCAAAUCUUGUGCAAAAGCAAAGGCUGCACAUGAAGGUAGACAGCUUCAUGGUCAUGCUUUGAAGCUGUCCCUUGAUUUUCAUCUGCAUGUUCAUACUUCGCUCAUUCAUAUGUACGCUUCUGUUGGUGAAUUGGACCUUGCAAGGUUGGUGUUUGAUAAAAGUUCUCUGAGAGAUGCGGUUUCUUUUACAGCUCUUUUUACCGGGUAUGUCUCUCAGGGUUAUGUGGAUGAUGGUAGAAGACUUUUUGAUGAAAUUCCCACUAAAGAUGUGGUGUCUUGGAAUGCUAUGAUUGCUGGGUACGUUCAAAGUGGUCGUUUUGAAGAAGCUAUUGUUUGUUUUUAUGAGAUGCAGGAGGCAAAUAUCUCACCCAAUAAGACUACAAUGGUGAGUCUUCUCUCUGCUUGUGGUCACACUGGGUCGCGUGAAUUGGGUAAUUGGAUAGGUUCUUGGGUUAGAGAUAAUGGGUUUGGUUUGAAUCUUCAGUUGAUCAAUGCACUCAUUGAUAUGUAUUCUAGGUGCGGUGAAAUUGAUACUGCUCGUGAGUUGUUUGAUGGGAUAGAGGAAAAAGAUGUGAUUUCGUGGAAUACUAUGAUUGGUGGUUAUACUUACUUGAGUUUGUAUGAAGAAGCGCUAGCAUUGUUUGACGUCAUGCUUAGAUCGAAUGUAAACCCUAAUGAUGUGACCUUCUUGGGCAUUCUUCGUGCCUGUGCUUGCCUUGGUGCUCUUGACCUUGGUAAAUGGGUUCAUGCAUACAUAGAUAAGAACCUGAAGAGCAGUAGCAAUACUUCUCUUUGGACAAGUCUCAUUGACAUGUAUGCAAAAUGUGGUUGCAUUGAGGCUGCAGAAUGGGUUUUUAGAAGUAUGCAUUGUAGAAAUUUGGCUUCUUGGAAUGCCAUGUUGUCAGGAUUCGCCAUGCAUGGACUUGCAGAGAGGGCUCUUGCACUUUUCUCAGAAAUGAUCAACAAAGGAUUAUUUCAGCCCGAUGACAUCACGUUUGUUGGGGUGUUAUCUGCUUGUACACAAGCUGGUUUGGUUGAUCUUGGACACCACUAUUUUAGAUUGAUGAUGCAUGACUAUGGGAUUUCUCCGAAAUUGCAACACUAUGGUUGCAUGAUUGAUCUCUUAGCUAGAGCUGGAAAGUUUGAAGAAGCGGAGAUGCUUAUGAAAAACAUGGAAAUGGAGCCUGAUGGAGCAAUUUGGGGUUGUCUUCUUAGUGCUUGUAAGGCUCAUGGACGUGUUGAGUUGGGUGAAUACGUUGCAGAACGUCUCUUUCAAUUAGAGCCAGAAAAUGCAGGGGCAUUUGUGCUUUUGUCAAAUAUAUAUGCAGGAGCUGGUAAAUGGGAUGAUGUAGCAAGGAUAAGAACAAGGUUAAAUGACAAAGGAAUGAAGAAAGUUCCUGGUUGCACCUCUAUAGAGAUUGAUGGAAUUGUUCAUGAGUUCCUUGUUGGUGAUAAGUUCCACCCCGAAUGCAAAAAUAUUUAUCGAAUGUUGGAUGAGGUAGAUAAGCUUUUGGAGGAAAAUGGGUUUGUGCCUGAUACUUCUGAGGUACUCUAUGAUAUGGAUGAAGAGUGGAAAGAAGGAGCUUUGAGUCAUCACAGUGAGAGAUUAGCUAUUGCUUUUGGUUUGAUUAGCACAAAGCCUGGAACUCCGAUUAGGAUCGUGAAGAAUCUUCGAGUUUGUGGAAACUGUCAUUCAGCUACCAAGCUAAUAUCUAUGAUUUUCAAUAGGGAAAUAAUUGCAAGAGAUAGAAACCGUUUUCAUCAUUUUAAAGAUGGAUUUUGUUCAUGCAAUGAUUGCUGGUGA
Messenger RNA from Vicia faba (fava bean), 2211 nucleotides. Lineage: Eukaryota; Viridiplantae; Streptophyta; Magnoliopsida; Fabales; Fabaceae. The record is from the annotation of a GenBank genome assembly.